UAAUGCGGCCAUCUUUGAAGAGGUGAAUGGCAGUUAGGGGUUGACAAUAUUAUCACCUUGGAAUAACAUUGCAUAGGAGAUAUUACAGCCACGGCUCAGAAGGCAGUUUAAAUUUUGCUUAAAAUUUGCACGGUUUUUGACAGGAUAUCUGUGUAUUUUUACAGCGCUGUGAAGGAAAGGGCUUAAUACGUUGGAGGUGUGACGAGUUUGCCUACUUCGUUUUUAUCAUUGAAAUCGUAGUGCGGAAGUGGGUGUGAAAUGUAGCUUUCAGAGUCGUCGACAUAUGAAGAAAUGACAUGAGCUUCAUAAAUACUCAUCAGAGUCCCCAGAUGGAAGUGGAAUAACCUUGUUCUGCAGUUAAAGGGAUAUUUGUGUAAGUUAAUUCACUGGAGCAUAACGCUGUUUGAACGCUAGACGCGACCGCGGAAUGACAAUGGCCGCCGAGGACCCAGAGUUAAAGAGGCGACUGGCUCGUCUGGAAGGGAGAAUGAAAGACCCGAAUUCUGAAAUAUCAGUGGAUGGUUUGCUGGAUUCCAUCACAUCAUUGGUUGCAGAUUGUGACUUCCCAGCCAUCCGAAGAAACAAAAAUGUGGAGAAUUUUUUGGGAAGAUAUGAAAAGAUUGUUGCUGAUGUGAACAACUCCCGAAUGAAGGCAGACGACUUUGAGAUGGUGAAAGUCAUUGGCAGGGGAGCUUUUGGCGAAGUACAACUGGUCCGCCAUGUGUCAACCAGAAAGGUCUAUGCCAUGAAGUUACUCAGCAAGUAUGAAAUGAUCAAGCGCUCGGACUCUGCCUUCUUUUGGGAAGAGAGAGAAAUCAUGGCCAAUGCCAACAGUCAGUGGAUUGUGCAGCUUCACUUUGCCUUCCAAGACCAUCGGUUCCUGUACAUGGUAAUGGACUACAUGCCCGGCGGAGACCUGGUAAACCUCAUGAGUAACUAUGACGUCCCUGAGAAGUGGGCCAAGUUUUACUGUGCGGAGGUGGUGUUGGCCCUGGAUGCUAUCCAUUCUAUGGGAUUUGUCCACAGAGAUGUCAAACCAGACAACAUGCUGCUGGAUGCCCAGGGACACCUGAAGCUGGCCGACUUUGGCACCUGUAUGAGGAUGGACAAGGAUGGCAUGGUGAGAUCAGACACAGCUGUGGGUACACCAGAUUACAUCUCCCCCGAGGUGCUGAAGUCCCAGGGCGGAGACGGUUACUAUGGCAGGGAGUGUGACUGGUGGUCCGUGGGUGUCUUCCUGUACGAAAUGUUGGUUGGUGACACCCCUUUCUAUGCUGACUCCCUGGUUGGCACAUAUGGUAAAAUCAUGGACCACAAGAACUCCCUCAGUUUUCCAGAAGACAUUGAAAUCUCCAGAGAUGCCAAAAGUUUGAUCAGAGCUUUCCUAACAGACAGGAGUGAGCGUUUAGGCCAGCGAGGGGUGGAGGAAAUCAAAGGUCACCCAUUUUUCACACGGAAUGACCAGUGGACGUGGGACUCCAUUAGGAAAACUGUCCCCCCAGUGGUUCCUGAGUUGUCCUGUGAUGUAGACACCAGUAAUUUUGACGACAUAGAGCCAGACGAGACGGCCCAGGAGACCUUCCCAGUUCCCAAGGCAUUUGCCGGGAACCACCUGCCUUUUAUAGGAUUCACAUAUAACAGAGCUUAUCACCUACUCUCUGAAGCAAAAGCCUCACUAGAUCAGGUUGAUGUAAGUAUACAGCUACAUAUCUUUAUGGGUUCUGAAAGGUGCAUGCUGUACAUAGCUGUUGGUACAUAUAGUAUAACCCGCUUAGUUGCAUGCAUUUCUUGCUGUACAACACAAAUAGAUCAAAAUAUAUUUUGGAAAUUGUUGAAAUCUUCAGUUUUUAGUAGCAUUCAUUGCCAUACAUCACUCAUACAUCAAAACACACAGUAGUUUGUAUCCAAAGGUGUACCACUGUGUACCGCUGAUUGACCUUUGUGAUAUUAUAAUUACUUGUUUCUAUUUGGCUGUUUUAAUUUGGCAUGUUCUAAAUGAAGACUAGAAACAAUAUGUGCAUGAAAAUAAGUGAUGAUUUCAAUUAAACAGUUUCUCAAUUGAUAAAUUGUAGAAUAGUUAUUUACUAAUACAUAUUCUUUAAAAGUGCCACAUAUGGUAGUAUUACAACAUAUUUUAACUGAAUAAGGAAAAAAUAAGGGAUGCUAACACAAAAGGGCAUGGUCUCCAAUAAAUGAUAGCUUUCAGUGUACAGAUUAACACAAUUUGUCCUGAUAUGUAUGUCAUGUCCGACCAAUUAAUUUUGUUAAAUUUGUGUAUAUUUAAGUAUAUGUAAUUUUAAAGAUGCAUAUAAAAUGAGAGUAAAUACCCUGUAACAUAUAUGAAUUACUAGUUUCAGUUGCUUACACAAGGCACGUUGAACCCACAUGCCAAAAAAAUUCAGAAAAAAAGGCUUUAAAA
Lingula anatina is the source of this 2419-nucleotide messenger RNA. RefSeq names its product rho-associated protein kinase 1-like. The record is from RefSeq and is a predicted model, not a curated record. Gene Ontology annotation, biological process: cortical actin cytoskeleton organization; regulation of cell junction assembly; Rho protein signal transduction. Lineage: Eukaryota; Metazoa; Brachiopoda; Lingulata; Lingulida; Lingulidae. Gene Ontology annotation, cellular component: cytoplasm; cytoskeleton. Gene Ontology annotation, molecular function: Rho-dependent protein serine/threonine kinase activity; ATP binding; small GTPase binding.